AAAGGCAAAAAAUCAGCGGGUUUACCACAAUGCUGGAUUUCCUACAGAGAUAGCUAUCGUCAAUGUACAAAGCUCCUGUGUUCCUUGCAUUAACAUACCGUAGGUGGAAGCCAGAAAAACCCUGGAUAAUGAAUCUUAUGGCAAGAGCCCUGUACGAUAACGUCCCUGAGUGCGCAGAGGAGUUGGCCUUCCGCAAAGGAGACAUUUUGACGGUGAUAGAGCAGAACACCGAAGGCCUUGAAGGAUGGUGGCUCUGCUCCUUACAUGGCCGGCAAGGCAUCGUUCCGGGCAACCGUGUGAAACUUCUGAUAGGCCCCGUGGUGCAGGACAGUGCUUCUGCUCAGGAUAUGUCCAGUUCGGGACUGACACAUCAAUCCUUCAACCAACAAAAAAUCUAUCAGGUGCCAAGUUCGCAUGCCGUCGCACGGGACCCCGUCUACCAGGUGCCACCUUCCCACCUGAAUCAGGGAAUCUACCAGAUACCCACUAGUCAUGGUCUCGUGGGGCAAGAUAUUUACCAAGUGCCACCCUCCAUGCAGAGAAGCGUUGACAGCCCAGCCCUGGCUAACAAGGUAAUAACUCCAGUCAGGUCAGGACAAGGUUACGUUUAUGAGUUCCCUUCCAAAUACCAGAGGGACACAUACGAUAUCCCCCCCGUUCGCCCUCUCCAAGGGAUAUAUGACAUUCCCCCAGCAUCUGCUAAGGGGCCUGCGUAUCCAGUUCCCAUGGGAGAAGCAAAAGCUUUGGGCAUCUAUGAUAUACCACCUGCCAAAGGGAUCUAUGCUACACCACCACCUGUGUGCCGAGAUGAUACAGGACUGAGGGAAAAUUUGCAGGAUUUUUCAUCCCCACUGGGCCACAGUGCAAGACCAGAAGGAGUUUACGAUAUUCCUCCUCCCGUCACCAAAGCAACUGGGAAAGAACUUAGUCAGAAAUUUUCUUCUGAGGGCAUUUUAUCGACUGAUGGAGUGCCACGCAAGCAGAGUGUGUAUGACAUCCCUGUGAACCACCAAAACCAAUUUCUUGGACAGCAAAUUGCACCUCAGAAGGAUGUGUAUGAUACCCCCCGGGGCACUGCCUUUCCAGGACAACAGGCAGGAUUAAAUGAAAGUGUCAUCUCCGAAGAAAGGGAAGGUGUCUAUGAUGUACCACCACCCAUGCUACAAGAGACCAAAGGCUUCCAGGAUGUGACCGACGGGAUAAAUAGGCUGUCUUUCUCCAGCACGGGAAGUACCAGGAGUAACAUGUCCACAUCGUCAACAACAUCAAAAGAGUCUUCUUUCUCAGCAUCCGCUGCUCAGGACAAAAGACUAAUUCUUGACCCAGACACAGCCAUAGAGAGGCUUUAUUAUCUUCAGCAGAUGAUGGAGGCAGGUGUCAGUAACCUCAUGGCCUUCGUUACUGCCGACUGGCGCUCGUAUGGGUAUCUGGAGAAGCACCUCAACGAGAUCCGCAGCGCCGUGGACAAGGUGGAGCAGUCCCUGGUGGCCUACCUGCAGUUCGCGAAGGGCUCGGCCGCCAACGCCUCCUGCCUGGGCGAGGGGAGUCUCUACAACAAAAUGAGGAGGGAGGUGCAGAGGCUGGAGGACUCCCACCAGAUCCUCACCCAGACCAGCCACGACCUCAACAGCUAUAGCUGGUCUUUGAACGUCCUCGCCGUCAACAGGCUGCACAACAAGUGUGAUGACCUGGACCGGUUUGUGAUGGUGGCGAGGACGGUCCCAGACGACGCCAAGCAACUGACCACCACCAUCAGCGUCAACGCCGAAGUGCUCUUCAAGCAGGCGGCUGGCAGCGCGCGAGCCCGGGCCGUAGCAGAGACCGUGCCCGACCACGGCCGCGGCAGCCCUCACACGCCGCCGCGGGGCGAGAAGAGCCAGGAGCCCUGUGGCUCCCCUUGCCUGCUCCUGGGAAAGGGGCAGCACCCCCAUGGCACCACCAGCGAGAGCGUGGAGAAGAGCUGGAUGGACGACUACGAUUACGUUCACCUGCAGGGGAAAGAAGAGUUUGAAAGACAGCAGAAGGAGCUGCUGGAAAAAGAAAAUAUCAUGAAGCAGAGCAAAAUGGAGCUAGAGCACCAUCAGAUCCAUCAGUUCCAGCGCCUGGAGCAGGAGAUCACCAAACCCGUGGAGAACGACAUCUCCAAGUGGAAGGCCCCGCCAGCUCUGCAGGCCGCCAGCGGCACCGUUGCCUUUCACGACAGGCAGCUGCUCUCCUUCUACUCCGAGCAGUGCAACACUCAUUUCAACUCCCUCCUCAACGCCAUCGACGCCUUCUUCAGCUGCGUCAACGCAGCGCAGCCGCCGCGCAUCUUCGUUGCGCACAGCAAGUUUGUCAUUCUGAGCGCUCACAAACUGGUGUUCAUUGGGGACACACUCGCAAGGCAAGUGACCACCCAGGACAUACGCAACAGGGUGAUGAACUCCAGCAACCUGCUGUGUGAACUGCUGAAGAGCAUUGUCAUGGCCACCAAGGUGGCCGCCCUGCAUUACCCUCACACGGGGGCCCUCCAGGACAUGGUGGACCGAGUAGUAGAGCUGUCUCAUCACACACAGCUGUUUAAGCUCUCCUUAGUCCAGAUGGCAUCGCUAUGA
This is a messenger RNA of Tinamus guttatus (white-throated tinamou), 2594 nucleotides long. The record is from RefSeq and is a predicted model, not a curated record. Lineage: Eukaryota; Metazoa; Chordata; Aves; Tinamiformes; Tinamidae.